Menidia menidia (Atlantic silverside) is the source of this 3909-nucleotide messenger RNA. The record is from the annotation of a GenBank genome assembly. Lineage: Eukaryota; Metazoa; Chordata; Actinopteri; Atheriniformes; Atherinopsidae.
AGUCAACAGCAGAGGCCCCACCCUUUGUGUUACCUAUUGCCCGUCAAUCAAAAUAUAAAAAAAUCUGACAGUUAUCACUUAUUUCUGCGCGUAUACAAUCAAUUUAAUCUGCUCAUCAUGUCCCGUGGAUUGUGACUAUCUGGACCUUCCGUUUUAUGACAAGUCAAGCAAUGACUGCCCCAGAACAGCCACUCAAAUCAGAUGAUAUGGCUGCCUUAGAUGCAGACGGCAGUCAGGGUGAUUUUAUGCAGCAAGAGGAGGGCAGAGGUAAUCAGGACACUCAGCCGUCACCCCUCGACCUGCUAGCAACGACCUGCACUAAGGUUGGGUCACCAUCGUCAGUGAACAGAGGUGCUGCCAAAGAUGUGAUGUCAGAUCCAUCGUCACAGCUGACGGAUAAUGACAAAUGGGAAGUGUUAACACCCACAACAGGAGUAAAGGAUGAGUCUGGAAUAAUACAAAUCCAAAGUCAAGGAAUAUUGACAUCAAAUGGACAGUAUAUUCUUCCUCUUCAAAAUUUACAGACUCAGCCAAUCUUUGUCACAUCGGGAAUGGACCACUCCUCUGCCAAUUCAGUGCCUAACAUUCAGUACCAAGUAAUUCCUCAGAUACAGACAGCGGAUGGACAGCUGAGUUUCUCCACAUCUGCUGUGGAAGGACCAACUCUGACUCAAGAUGCCACGGGCCAGAUUCAGGUCUUGUCUGAUGGGAGCCAGAGUCUCAGUGUGACAUCAGCUGCAAGCAUCCUUAACAACAACCAGAACCUCAUUUCACAGACUGCUAAUCUCCAGCAGAUACAAGGGGUUUCUGUUGGUAGCUCCACUUUUAACAACCAGGGCCAGGUUGUUACUAAUGUGCCUAUGGGGCUGCCUGGGAACAUUACCUUUGUUCCUAUCAACAGUUUGGACUUGGACUCCCUUGGCCUGUCGGGUGCUCAGACUAUAGCGACAGGGGUCACUGCUGAUGGCCAGCUGAUUAUGGCGAGUCAGCCGGUGGAUGGCUCAGGGAGUCUGGCCAAGACAGACAGCCACCUCUCACAGACACUAGCGGAAAACGACUCGAAUGCAAAUCCUGAGAUAUUUGUGCCAACGUCUUCCUCUCAGCUGCACCUUUCGGCAAAUGAAGGUGGUCUGCUGACACAAGGCUCUUCGCUACCACCGGCGGCUGCAGAGCAAGCCAACUCGAGUGCUGGUCUCCAAGAGGGCUUCGGCCAGCAGAAUCAGGAGCAGAAUGUCCAGGUGUCCGCGGCCCAGCCCAUCAUCCAGCUGCAGCAGGUUCCUGUUCAGACCACCAACGGGCAGGUGGUGCAGUCUGUGGCGGCAGGCGGGCAGAAUCUGCAAAACGUGCAACUGAUAAAUCCAGGAACCUUCAUCAUUCAGGCUCAGACUGUAACACCGUCGGGUCAGAUACAGUGGCAGACCUUCCAGGUCCAGGGAGUGCAGAAUCUACAGAACCUCCAGCUGCCCACCACGCCGCCCCAGCAGAUAACUCUGGCACCGGUGCAGACCCUGUCACUGGGGAGCAUCAGCGCCGGCCAGAUUCCCAACCUACAGACAGUGACCGUCAACUCUGUGGCCCAACACGAAGGAGGAUCGGAUGCUCACACAGACAUUCAGAUCAAGGAGGAGCCAGACUCUGGGGACUGGCUGAGUGCAGAUUCUACGCUGAACACAAGCGAUCUGUCCCACCUCCGUGGCAGGCUGGCGGACGACGAGGACCAGCUUGGCCAGGAGGGCAAGAGGCUGCGCAGGGUGGCCUGCACAUGCCCCAACUGCAAGGAGUCGGGCGGGAGAGGAUCCAGCAUGGGCAAGAAGAAGCAGCACAUCUGUCACAUAGUGGGCUGUGGGAAAGUGUAUGGAAAGACGUCACACCUGCGAGCACACCUGCGCUGGCAUUCAGGGGAGCGACCCUUUGUUUGCAGCUGGAUGUUCUGUGGGAAGAGGUUCACACGCAGCGAUGAGCUCCAGAGGCACAGGAGAACACACACAGGAGAGAAGAAGUUCGUGUGCCCGGAAUGUUCCAAGCGCUUCAUGCGGAGCGACCACCUGGCCAAGCACAUUAAAACUCAUCAAAAUAAGAAAGGCGUGAACAGCGGCAGCAGCGCCGUGGUGGCCUCCAUGGAAUCCACAGGUUCCUCUGACAGCAUCAUCACCACGCCGGGCGGCACCACCCUCAUCCUCACCAACAUCCAGCAGGGCUCCAACACGGCCCAGGACAUCCUGGCCAACGCAGAGAUCCCGCUGCAGCUGGUCACCACGGUGGGGGCCAGCGAAGUCAUGGAGUGACACGCCCCCCACCUCUGAACCUCUGCAGUGUCUUCUCCUGUGUACUGCUACCUGCAUUUUUACUCAAUUUGUGAAGGAAGAUUCUCUCUCUAAAUACACACUUAUAUAUGAAAUUAGCCGUUUUCAUGUAGGAAAAGGAACCAAGUGAAAACUCAACGGUGAAAAAAGACAUUCAACUGAAGCUACGACGAAAUGCCUUAUUUUGUACAGUAUUGUGUCGUUGGAAAUGUAGGAGUCCACUUUUGUUUUAAAUCUAUUUGUUGAUUAUGUGUUUUUCAUAAAAGGGGUUAUGACUAAGUUUAGCUAAUCUUCUCUCACCUUUUUGUCGACAGCAUAUUUUGAAUAUAUUCCACAUUCUUUUAGUCAGAGACUGAACGUCAGAGCUCUUUUCUUUUUCAAUGAAGUAAAGUCCAUACAAAAGUUUCACUUUGUGUAUUUCAGAGGUGUUAUGUUGCAUUGGUUCCUGAAGUUAUGUCUGCUCGCAAACCCUUCUUUUCCCUUUUUUUUUUUAAAUGACACCUAUUACUAUUUGCAGGUAAAAAAGAAAAACAAUCAAAAUUUUGUAUCGUUCCUCCUUUCAACAUACGUUGUUGAGGUGACACGUUCUUUGCUAAUUAUGUAUUUUGAACAGCUAUUUAUAUUGAGCUUUACAUAGACGAUGGAUUUGUGAUAUUGACGGUCUAAAAUAUUUCCAAUGACUCUUCUAUGUAAUUCAGAUGUGUUUUUGUACGCUUUUUUGGAGGACUUCGGAACAGACACAUGUUGUAAUAUAAAGUGCGGACAAAAGUUCAUGUUUUUAUUUUUGGUGGUAAUUGCCAAAUUUGACUCCAAACUCAGGGUGACUUGACAGCGUGCUAUAAGUAGAGUAAAUCAACCCUGUUGCUUCCCAGGCUGUGGUUGUCUGUUGUGAAGAAUUCUUUUUUUUCUCUUUUUAUGGAAUGGAUGAUAAAACUGUUUAAGCUACCAUUAUGUUACCUAUGCCCAAUGAAUCCUGUCAUGUAAGUGUGUUUUUGUCUUUUUUUUUUUUUUAAAUGAUAAAACUUGUUUUAUGCAAUGAGUUUCCUUCCCUGAAUAUCUUUUUCCGUCAAUUCUGUCGCAUAGUUAAAAAAGUUGCGAUAACUGAAAGUGGUACUCUUUUAACAGCACUGUUCUCAUCACUUUAAUUUUUUUGUUUAUCAGUUUGGAUAAAAAUGUUUUUUAAAAACCCGUCUCUUGUACCCAUUGUCUGUAAAUGUUCUUUUUUUUCUGUUUUUAUUCAACCGUGUUACAUUCCCGAUUUUUACCAUGUUAUGAUUUUCUUGUUUUCUGAUUACUUCAGCCCUCGAAUGGUCAAAUUGAACACACCUGCACACAGAUCAAAUUCAAUAGCGACAGAUUUUGGUUAUGUUUUUAUUUAUUUUUGUUGUGUUUAAUUUUCUUUUUGUUUUGUUUAGUUUGUUUGAUUAAGACAUUGGAAACUAUGUCAUUUGAAAGAUUCUCACCAAGCCACUUGCCUCCACUUCAGAGGAUACAAAUAGGCUAAAAGGAUGCGGCAUCUUUGGAUACUUUGCUAAACCCUGAAGGUUUAUGUUCUCCAGUUAUCUGUAUAAAUAUGUCAGUAUGUAACAUCAAUAUAAAUCUUUCU